Hirsutella rhossiliensis is the source of this 1479-nucleotide messenger RNA. Its product is annotated as cytochrome p450 domain-containing protein. Lineage: Eukaryota; Fungi; Ascomycota; Sordariomycetes; Hypocreales; Ophiocordycipitaceae. The transcript is spliced from 5 exons. Gene Ontology annotation, molecular function: oxidoreductase activity, acting on paired donors, with incorporation or reduction of molecular oxygen; heme binding; iron ion binding. Bases 1 to 1479 code for a protein of 492 amino acids. The record is from RefSeq and is a predicted model, not a curated record.
AUGAGCAAACACUUUGGCGAUAACGUGUAUCUUGUCCUCGGAGCCUCGCUGCUGGUGGCCAAAGCGUUUUGCGUGCUUCGAAACUCGACAUCGCGGCUGCCAGGACCGUGGCUCUCGAAAUGGACGAGCCUCGUGCUGACAUACCACUGGCUCAAGGGCACGAGGUGUCAGUAUGUGCACUCACUGCACCAGCAAUACGGGCCCAUCGUCCGACUUGGCCCCACCGAGGUGGAUGUGUCGGACAUGGACUCAGUCAAAGCCAUAUACACUACAAAGGAGACGUUUCGCAAAGCGGACUGGUACAAGCAAUUCAGCACGAUUGGUGUGGAAACCAUGUUCAACACCAGCGAUCCCGAGUUCUUCAAGAGGCACCGCCGGCUCCUGGCGGGUCCCAUCUCCGAAUCCAGUCUACGCGUCUUUCACGGGCUGAUCCGAGCCCGGGCGAACCUGGCCAUUGACAAGAUGCGGGACGAGAUGAGGACCAGAGGCGCGGCCGACGUCCUCAAGUGGUGGUAUUUUUUGGCCUCGGACGUCAUUAGCGAGUUGACGUUUGGCAAGCCGUUUCAGAUGCUGGAGCGCGGUCAGAAAAACGAGUUUGCCCAGCACUUGGAAUCCGUCAUGUUCAUGGCCGCCAUCCGUGCGGCGUUCCCACUCCUGACCUCAUUGGCCCGGGUUGUCCCACUGCCGUUCGUCGACAAGGCCGUCGAAUCGAGCCGGCGCCAGACACGCCUGGCAGGCGGGUUCGUCGACGAGUACAAGAGUCUCGUCGAAUCAGCCCCAGAAGACGCGCCGCAGACGCUCUUCACCAACCUCCUCCGGGCCGAGCAGGACGAGAAGCUCACCCAUGAUGAGAUACGCAACGAGGCCGAGCUGUUCAUCAUCGCGGGCAGCGACACGACUGCGAACACGCUGGCGUUUCUGGUGUGGACCGUCUGCCGGCGGCCUGACGUCCAGAGAGCGCUGGUCGAGGAGCUGCGGAAGCUGCCGGAGGAGUAUGACGGCACUCAGCUAAGAGACUUGGUCUACUUGAAUCAGGUCAUCAACGAGUCGCUGCGGCUGUACACUGCCGGUCCGUCGGGUCUGCCGCGCGAAGUGCCUCCCGGCGGCGCCCAUAUAUGCGGGCACUACCUCGAGCAAGGGACGAUAGUGUGCGCGCAGGCGUGGACGCUGCACCGCGAUCCGGCGACGUUUCCCAGCCCGGACGAGUUUGAUCCGACGCGGUGGGAGGCACCAUCCAAGGCCAUGAAGGAUGCAUUUAUGCCCUUUGGGCGCGGGCCGCGGAUUUGCCUCGGACAGCAUCUCGCCAUGACGGAGCUUCGCUUUGCCACUGCCGGCUUCUUCCUCGCGUUCCCGGAUGCCAAGAUGUCGACGCUCGAGGGCAUGUGCGACGACGACAUGGCCCAGGAGAACCACUUUGUCAUGUCGCCCAAGGGCAAGAGGUGUCUCGUCGAGUGUGCCUCGGUCGCGUCCAAAUGCUGA